UACUACUACGUACGUCCAUAUAUGCAGCCCUGUUUUUUUCGUGUAGUUUGUUUAUAUCGGAAUAAUCUGCGCGCUGCUGCUGGCGAUUAUUGCAUGCAGUGGACGAUGACGAUAGGCAACAAACGACAACAUGUCAUUGAGGCAAAAACAAUGCCACCAUAACAGUUGUUGGUCGAUGAAAUGUUUAUGCUCAACUUUGAUUCUCUCUCGCUCUCCCAUGCCCAGACUCAUUGGCAUUCAUGUGUAUCUGUGGUUAUGUGUGUCAUUAUUCCCCGUGUAAAUGGUUGAGUUCUCAUAAACAUGUGUGAAGGUGAGAUGUGUUGUUUUUACUAUGAAAGAGAGAGGGAGCGAAGAGAGCGCCCGACAGAGAUGUGUCAAUUUUCAGUGUUGGGGAUUUCUUUUUAAUGGACGACUCCUCUUCCUCAUGAGUGUGUGUGUUUGUGUCAUUCGCAUGAAUACACAUUUUUUGUGUUUUGACUACGGACUACGAGAGGAAGAGGCAUGCAAAACAAAAUACACAAACAAAAAAAUGGAAAACGAAAAAGAAGAAGCAAAAGCAGAGGUGGAAAGAAACAGCGACAACUACUAAACGUAACAGCACGAAGAAUGCCUGAAACACUGAAUAGACAUCAGUUUUAGUUUUUCUUUGUGCCUCUUAAGAGUUAGGACGUGGUAUUUUUGAUGACGGAAGAAAGAAACAGCUUCAAUUAUAAAUUUUUGCAUUUUGUUUUUUGGAAAUCAUCAUCUUUGUGAAAUUCAAAUAAUAAAAUAAAUGGAAAUCUAAAAAGUGUUUAAAAUAAUAAUUAACAACAAAUCAAAAACGUUUUUUAACAAUACAAAAAAACGAACAUAAACUGUGAAAAACAAUAAGUGUUGGAAAUAAAAUUUGUUGAAUGCAUAAUUUACAACAAUAAACAAAAUGUGUCCAAAUCAUCAUCAUUGUGCAUUAAAACCGUGAUAUUUUGUUAUCAUAUUUUUGAAUGUGCUUUUAUGUGGAUGUCGUUUGAUCAUCAUCAUCAUUAAGCAGAUAGAUACAACAGCAACAUAUUACCCAACACCUAAAAAUAUCAACGAACAAAAAUAACAAGCAAGAAAAGAACAAGCAUAAAUUGUUUACCAUUAAUAAACAAUAAUCCCAAAAAGAAACCCUGAACAAAAUGUUUAACUUUCAUAAACCUCGAACCUAUCGGUCAACCGAGGGUUGUUGCAUUUGUCGUGCCAAAUCAAGCAGUUCACGCUUUACCGAUUCACGUAAAUAUGAGCGUGAUACGAUGCAAUGUUUUGAUCUCAAAUAUCCUCGGCAGGGUGAAAUCUGCAAUGCCUGUGUGCUGUUGGUGAAACGUUAUAAACGUUUGCCAGUUGGCAGUAAACGUAAUUGGAGUCAUGUUGUUGAUGCUCGCGCUGGUCCGGGUAGCAGUAAAAUCCAAACAAAGUACAAAAGUGAUCGUGGAACUUCACGUAGCCAUCAAUCCUCAUCCAAUGCCGGAAACAACAACAGCAGCAGCAAUAGUGGUGCAAGCCCCUCAAACUCAUCUUGCUCAAGCAGUAACUCAAGUGCCAUCAAUGGCACAACCUCCAAUGGCCAUAGCAACAACACCACCCUUACAUCAGCCUCAUCAUCGUCGUAUAUGCCGGAAAAAUAUUCGAAAAUUUUCAAAAAGUCCAAGAAACUUAAGGAUUCCACAUACAAACGUAAAUCUUCCAGCAAUGGUUGGUCUCUCAGUGCAGCUGGAUCACAUUCACUGCCCACAACCCCAGAUUCACUGGACAGUGAUUAUGAAGAUUCUCGUUUGCAUGGUUCCUUGAAUGGCAGCGGUGGUGGUGGUAUUGGUAGUCUAGGAGGCACUGUUGUACAAUUUCAAACCCAAACUCGAGCUUCAGCUUUUCGGGCUCAAGUUGCGGCCGAAGCUCGUAGACGUUACUUGAAAUUGGGUAGCAAACGGCGUAAAUGUUUGCCGCCUCUUAAAAACCGUCGCUCAAUUGUCUAUGAAUCCAGCAUAAAUUUUUUCGAUGAAGACGAGUGGCAAGAAAAGAAAUCAUGUUGUGGUAUGUUAUAUGAGUGUCCUGCCCUGGGUGGAGCAUUAAUUGUAGAUGUUGCCCACUAUAAACCAUGUGAAAAACAUCAAAAUUUGGAUGCAAAGGAGGAGACAAAAGACAAAACAGUAACAAAGGCAUUACAACACGGUUUACCAGCUGUGGUCCAAUUACAAACUCCCAACAAUUCGGUUGCCUCCUCAUCCACCAGCAGCUCAGCAACAUGCUCAAGUUUGUCCUCGACGUCGUUAUUAUAUGACCGACCGGCCACAACAAUAACGCCAGUGGCGGCCGCAUCAUCCUUAACCAUUACCAAAUCAUCCACACCAGUGCUUAAGAAACAUCAUUUGUUCUUUAAAAGACAAUCGGAGUGUUUUCCUCAAGGUGACAUGGUCACUGCAAGUGAAACAAACUAUUAUUCAACUAAAAAGACUGAGUCUGAUUACAAUAACCAUACACAGCAGCAACAAUUUGCUCAACAGCAAAGACACAACGAUCAUGGCGCCAUACAUUCAUCGCACAUGCCCUUAUCUUCCACCAGUGGCUCCUCUUCAUCUUCAAGUUUAAGCAUUUCUGUUAGUUCUAUAGCAGCAUCUUCCACCUCCUCCACUACUGCUGCUGGAUCAUCAUCAUCAUCUUCUUCGUUAUGCCUAAAUAUGCCCAAACAUUCCUUAGCCAAGGUUACCACAAUAUCGCCAACGUCAAGUCUUCAUCAUCAUCAUCAUCAUCUCAGCACUACAACAACGGCCUUAAACAACAGCACCACAACAACAAAAUCAUCAUCCUCAGCAAAUGCCGCCGCCCACCACAGCUUUUUGCAUAAACUCAAAACAGCUGAUACCGGCAAGAUUGUCAAACAUUCUUUGGAAAAAUUCAAUACCGCUGUACGGCUAAAAAUCAGUGAUCUUAGCGAAAUGAAACCCAUUAUAAAAACUGUCGAUAAGUCCUACAUUUUGGCAAAACCAUCAGCAACAAUUGCAAAUCUUAAUAGUUUACAUAACGCUGGCGUUUCUGUGACAAUGGCCAGCAGUAAUAACGGCGCAACAACGACAGCAACACCAUAUCAAAAUUUAUCUUCAUAUAAUUCCAUGGCCCAGCCGCCACUAACAACGGCCUCAAUGUCAGCAGCAUCACCCACAUCGUCGACAUCCUCGACGUCAUCGACUAAAUUCAGUGAUAAUUCCUCCGAUUCGGGUUUCGAUGAGAACAUGCUGUUGGAGCGUAAAUCUGCAAGUCCAUUGCAGGAAGAUUUGGAAAAGAAAAUGUUGAGUCGUCACGGUGUCCAGACAAUGUUUUUGGCCAGUGGGGUGCAAAUUCAGGGCCAGGCCCAAAAUUUGGUGUUAACCGGCAAUGAGGUGGCUGCCAAAAUUUUACAAAAUCGUAAAUACACAUCAGUAACGACGUCCGGAACGAAUGCACGUUUAUCCAGUCAUCCCACAACAACCGCUGUCAAAAUUGCCCAAAUAUCAACGGGAAAUAAUGGCAGCAACACCACAUCAUCGCUGAGCUCAUCCACGUCCGUGGCAGCGGCCCAGGCUAAAAUGCGUGCAAUCUACAACAGUAGCAAUACCAUACAACAUGAAAAUGGCAUUACGACAAUUGUGCCAGCCUCCUCGCUGGCGGCCUCCUCACAAUUGGCAGCCAUGCAAAAUAUUGCCCAAGCUCAGGCCCAAGUGACCAUAACGCCGGCACCGCCCAGUAAUUUAAGUGGUGGAGGCGGCUCCUCCGGAUCGCAAUACAAUGCCCAAAAUAUUAUAUCAAGAAAACUAACAGCGGCCAAUAUUAUUAAUUUACAAAGCAAUAAUUUAAGCAAUACAACAGCAACAAUACAACAUGGCUCAAGUAGUAGCAAAAGCAACAACAGUAAUAGUACUUGUAGUAGUAGUAGUAGUGGUAGCAACAUUAGUGGCAAUCAUCAUUUGAAUACAACAGCAACAACGGCGACGACAAAUCAAAAAAUUAUACUUUUAAAGACAACAUCUUCGUCGACGUCGACGAAUCACCAUCACCAUGCGACACCACCAUCCAUGAUGUCGUCGUCUGCAGCCAUAAACUCUGGGGCCAAGUUCAAUACAACAACUACAACGACAGGUGGUCAAGGUGGUGGUGGUGGCGGCAGUGGUAAUCGUUAAGUUGUUGCUUGUUUUUUAAGACAUAGCUACCAUAAGAGUUAUAAAAUCUAUUAUAAAUAAUAAAAAAUAUGUGUGUAGAUUUGUUUAUAUUAUAUAAUUAAUUUAAAAGAAGAAUAAGAAUUAUUUAAAAAAAGAUUUAAAACAAAGAAGAAGAAGACGAAGAAUAAUGUGGAAAAAUACAAACCAUUUUUUGUAAGGUAGUUGAUAAUGAUAUGAGGAACAAAAGCAAAAUAUCUAGAACUUUUUUGUUUAAGUUCUGCUAUUACGUUUUUAAAAGUUGUUCAUACUCCCUCCUACCCCCCUUUAUAUAUAUCUCUUUCUAUCUCUUCUCCCCAACCUUUCCCACCACUACUUUUGUAUAAAAAAACUAUUUCUCCAAAAAUUAUGUUAUUUUGUAAAAUGUAGUUUUUAAAAAAGAAAAAGAAAGCAAAGCAAGUAAACAAACAAACAACAACAAAUACACCAAUAAA
Messenger RNA from Musca domestica (house fly), 4636 nucleotides. RefSeq names its product serine-rich adhesin for platelets. Bases 1158 to 4166 code for a protein of 1002 amino acids. NCBI's taxonomy places the organism in Eukaryota, Metazoa, Arthropoda, Insecta, Diptera, Muscidae. Gene Ontology annotation, biological process: negative regulation of cell migration. The record is from RefSeq and is a predicted model, not a curated record. The transcript has 5 exons.